GAGAUCUGACGUCAGGGAUCGCUUUCGUCGUUUUGACGUGUCAAGCCCUCAUUUCCAUUCUGGCUGUGGCGGGUUGGAGUCCUGCUCAAGCAUGAGCCAGGCAGAAACGGGCGACCUGUGAUCGCAGCCAGGCACUUUCUUGAGAACAGCCAGCUCCUUCUCCACCCCACCCCCCAACCAGCCUUUCUCCUGAUCGCAUAGCAACCAGAGAGGGGAAGGAGUUUUCCACUCUUCCUCCUUUUUUUGAACCACGAAUCCUGACUUCUCCAGCUGCCUGACUCGAUUCCUUGAUCGAUUCUCCUCGUUCUCUCCAAAGCGCACCGUCCUCCUUCUUCCUCGCCGGCUGCCAUGGAGAGGCGAGGCUGGGCAGGGCGCAGCGCGGCCGUGGCUUUGCUCGCUGCCUGGAGCGCAGCCGUCCUGCUGGCCCAGGCGGAGAGGCAGUUCGUCAACGAGUGGGCAGCCGAGAUCCCGGGAGGUCCGGCGGCAGCCCAGGCCAUCGCCGACGAGCUGGAGUAUGAACUUCUGGGGCAGAUUGGAUCACUUGAAAAUCAUUAUCUAUUUAGACAUAAGAGCCAUCCUAGAAGGUUGCGAAGGAGUGCUACUCACAUCACAAAAAGACUCUUGGAUGAUCAACGCGUGUCUUGGGCAGAACAACAGUAUGAAAAGAAGCGAAGUAAGCGUUCAGUAUUGCGGGACUCAGCGGAAAAUCUUUUCAAUGACCCCAUGUGGAACCAGCAAUGGUAUCUGCAAGACACAAGAAUGACUCCGUCUCUGCCAAAAUUGGAUCUCCAUGUUAUUCCCGUGUGGCAAAAAGGGAUUACUGGGAAAGGUGUUGUCGUAACAGUGCUUGAUGAUGGCUUGGAGUGGAACCACACCGACAUUUAUAUUAACUAUGAUCCUGAGGCAAGUUAUGAUUUCAAUGACAAUGAUCAUGAUCCAUUUCCUAGAUAUGACCCAACAAAUGAAAACAAACAUGGAACACGGUGUGCAGGAGAGAUCACCAUGCAAGCCAACAACCUGAAAUGUGGAGUAGGAGUUGCGUACAAUUCCAAAGUUGGGGGCAUAAGAAUGCUGGACGGAAUAGUCACAGACGCCAUAGAAGCAAGUUCAAUCGGUUUCAGCCCAGAUCAUGUGGAUAUUUAUAGUGCCAGCUGGGGCCCAAAUGAUGAUGGGAAAACUGUUGAGGGACCUGGCCGGCUGGCACAGAAGGCUUUUGAAUACGGCAUCAAAAAGGGGCGAAAGGGGAAAGGUUCUAUUUUUGUCUGGGCUUCUGGGAAUGGCGGCCGCCAAGGAGACAACUGUGACUGCGAUGGCUACACAGAUAGCAUCUACACAAUCUCCAUCAGCAGUGCUUCUCAGCAAGGCCAUUCUCCCUGGUAUGCAGAGAAGUGCUCUUCAACAAUGGCCACAGCAUACAGCAGUGGGGAUUAUACUGACCAGAAAAUUAUAAGUGCUGACCUUCAUAAUGAAUGCACUUCCACGCACACUGGGACAUCUGCUUCUGCUCCUUUAGCUGCAGGGAUCUUUGCUCUUGCACUGGAGGCCAAUCCUAAUCUAACCUGGAGAGAUAUGCAACAUUUGGUAGUCUGGACAUCUGAAUUCGAUCCGUUGGCCAACAAUCCGGGAUGGAAGAAGAAUGGAGCUGGACUGAUGGUGAACAGCAGAUUUGGAUUUGGAUUGCUCAAUGCCAAAGCACUGGUAGAUUUGGCUGACCCUAAAACCUGGAAAGAAGUACCCGAAAAGAAAGAGUGCAUUGUUAAGGACAGCAGCUUUGAACCAAGGUUAUUAAGAUCUAGUGGUGAAGUUACCAUUGAAAUUCCCACAACAGCUUGUGAAGGUCAAGAAAAUGCCAUUAAAUCCCUGGAACAUGUACAAUUUGAAGCAACGAUUGAAUAUUCCCGCAGAGGUGAUCUUCAUGUGACCCUGACUUCUCCAUCAGGGACCACCACAGUCUUACUAGCCGAACGGCAAAGAGAUAAGUCACCCAAUGGCUUUAAAGACUGGGAUUUUAUGUCAGUUCACACUUGGGGAGAGAAUCCAACAGGCACAUGGAUUUUAAAAGUUGUUGAUACGUCUAGACGAUUGCAAAACGAAGGAAGAAUUGUGAACUGGAAACUGAUUUUGCAUGGCACUUCAACUCGACCUGAGCACAUGAAGAAACCUCGCAUCUACACAUCAUACAAUACUGUCCAAAAUGACAGGAGAGGUGCGGAAAAGAUGACGGAUUUUGUAGAGGAUCACACCACACUGGAGAACCUGAGUGGGAAAAGGAAGGUGACAGAAAGUACCACUGGCGCAGAGAAAUUAGAGGAAGUGGCCUCAUCAGAUGCAAUGCUCCGGCUACUGCAAAACGCCUUUCGUGACCAGAUGGGUGGGAAUCGAGUACCAAAAAAGGUGCUAAGUGAAAACUCAAAUAUUCCCUAUGAACAUUUCUAUCAAGCUCUUGAGAAACUAAACCAAGCCUCUCAGCUGAAAGACUCAGAGGAGUCUCUGUAUAGUGACUAUGUUGACCUUUUUUACAAUACCAAACCAUACAAGCAUCGGGAUGACAGACUACUCCAAGCCUUGGUUGACAUUCUGAAUGAAAAAGAUUAAGAUAUACAUAUAUAGAAUAAGGCACUAGGUUGGAAACAUUCACAGCCACCCCUUUUCUUAAUACUCCUCAUUCCAGACUGGCUCCCACUUAUUCAAUCUGCAUCAUCAUCAUUUUUAUGGUUUUUUGCAUGCCAACUAUCUUCUUUAGGAGAAAGAGAAUGGGCUGCUUGUUGGAUGUGAGGAAAGCACACCUUUAUGAAAAGCUUUCAAUAAUCCUGAGAAUAGGCAGCUUCCUUCGGGAAUGAGACAAAUUUAUCAACUUGAGAAAACACUAGAGAUUGAAUGCAGUAGGACCUGUCUAAAAAAUUAUGUUACCAAUCGCAGUUAGGGAUAUUGUUUCAAGCAGAAAAGCCAGCGAUUAUCUGUCUUCUCCUGGAUUUAAGUGAGUUCUUCAACCCAUAGAGAAGAUUUUCUUUCAGAAGGAAUAAGGCAGUAUUGUCACAAAAUGCAGCCAACUCCUUUCAACCCCAAAUACUGAAGUUUGUCUGUGGACCCAAUCCCCCACCCUGCCCUAGUAUGGAUUCACAUGUAAAAACGCUCCUU
Lacerta agilis (Sand lizard) is the source of this 3138-nucleotide messenger RNA. RefSeq names its product proprotein convertase subtilisin/kexin type 1 (gene PCSK1). Gene Ontology annotation, biological process: protein processing. Lineage: Eukaryota; Metazoa; Chordata; Lepidosauria; Squamata; Lacertidae. The transcript is spliced from 14 exons. Bases 349 to 2595 code for a protein of 748 amino acids. Gene Ontology annotation, molecular function: serine-type endopeptidase activity. Gene Ontology annotation, cellular component: Golgi membrane; trans-Golgi network. The record is from RefSeq and is a predicted model, not a curated record.